Molecule: messenger RNA, 3819 nt
Organism: Oryctolagus cuniculus (rabbit)
Lineage: Eukaryota; Metazoa; Chordata; Mammalia; Lagomorpha; Leporidae
Gene: SLCO2A1
Product: solute carrier organic anion transporter family member 2A1
Biological process (GO): sodium-independent organic anion transport; prostaglandin transport; transmembrane transport
Cellular component (GO): basolateral plasma membrane
Molecular function (GO): protein binding; prostaglandin transmembrane transporter activity
Source: RefSeq, a predicted model, not a curated record
GUUUCCUCAUCGGCGGCGGCGGCGGCCGCUUUAUAAAAACUUCUGGGCGCGCACUCCCUCGCUCAGUCUGCGCGCCGCGCUCGCCGCCCGCCGGCCCAGCCGCGCCUGCCCCGGCCCCCCCAGCCCCUGCUCGCGGUAGCCCCGGGCCCUGCAGCCACCGCUUCGGCCGGGACAUAGAGGACGCCGCCCGCCACUAUGGGGCUCCUGCCCGAGCUCAGCGCGCGCCGGGGCAGCGACGCCUCCGCUGGCCGAGCCGGCCGCUGUCCCCGCUCUGUCUUCGGCAACAUUAAGAUGUUCGUGCUCUGCCAUGGCCUCCUGCAGCUCUGCCAGCUCCUGUACAGCGCCUACUUCAAGAGCAGCCUCACCACCAUAGAGAAGCGCUUCGGGCUCUCCAGUUCUUCCUCGGGUCUCAUCUCCAGCUUGAACGAGAUCAGCAAUGCCAUCCUCAUCAUCUUUGUCAGCUACUUCGGCAGCCGGGUGCACCGUCCACGGCUGAUCGGCAUCGGGGGUCUCCUGCUGGCUGCUGGUGCCUUCGUCCUCACCCUGCCGCACUUCCUCUCGGAGCCCUACCAAUACACCUCAGUCAGCGUCGUGAACAGCAGCCGUUUCCAGGCCGAGCUCUGCAGGAGGCAUGGGCAGGACCUGCCCCCCAGUAAGUGCCAAAGCGUCACUCAGGACCCCCGAGGGGAGACCCACAGCAUGUGGGGGCUGAUGGUGGUCGCCCAGCUGCUGGCCGGCAUUGGGACCGUGCCCAUUCAGCCAUUUGGCAUCUCCUACGUGGACGACUUCGCGGAGCCCAACAACUCACCCCUGUACAUCUCCAUCUUAUUUGCCAUUGCCGUGUUUGGGCCAGCAUUUGGGUACCUGCUGGGCUCUGUCAUGCUGCAGAUCUUUGUAGACUACGGCAGAGUGGACACAGCUGCCGUUAACCUGAGCCCGGGUGACCCCCGAUGGAUUGGAGCCUGGUGGCUGGGCCUGCUCAUUUCUUCAGGCUUCUUGGUUCUCACCUCGUUGCCCUUUUUUUUCUUCCCCAGAGCGAUGCCCCGAGUCGUAGAGAGGUCUCCUGCCACAGCGGAUGAAGCAACGAAGAUGGAGGAGGUCAAGUCCAGAGGCUCCCUGGUGGAUUUCAUUAAACGGUUCCCACGCAUCUUCCUGAGGCUGCUGAUGAACCCGCUCUUCGUGCUGGUGGUGCUGGCCCAGUGCACCUUCUCCUCCGUCAUCGCCGGCCUCUCCACGUUCCUCAACAAGUUCCUGGAGAAGCAGUACGGCACCUCAGCCGCCUAUGCCAACUUCCUCAUCGGUGCAGUGAACCUGCCCGCUGCGGCCUUGGGCAUGCUGUUCGGAGGCAUCCUCAUGAAGCGGUUCGUGUUCCCUCUGCAAACCAUCCCCCGGGUGGCUGCCACCAUCAUCACCAUCUCCAUGAUCCUCUGCGCCCCGCUCUUCUUCAUGGGGUGCUCCACCCCGGCCGUGGCUGAGGUCUACCCACCCAGCACAUCAAGUUCUAUACAUCCGCAGCCUCCUGCCUGCCGCAGGGACUGCGCGUGCCCGGAUUCCGUCUUCUACCCGGUCUGCGGAGACAACGGCGUCGAGUACCUGUCCCCUUGCCACGCCGGCUGCAGCGACAUCAACGUGAGCUCUGCAGCCUCCAAGCAACCGGUCUACUUGAACUGCAGCUGCGUGAGCGGGGCAUCGGCGUCAGCGAGAGCGGGACCCUGCCCCAUCCCCUGUGCCCACUUCCUGCUCCCCACCAUCUUCCUCAUCUCCUUUGCGGCCCUGAUCGCCUGCAUUUCCCACAAUCCCCUCUACAUGAUGGUUCUGCGUGUGGUGAACCAGGAAGAAAAGUCGUUUGCCAUCGGGGUCCAGUUCCUGCUGAUGCGCUUACUGGCCUGGCUGCCAGCUCCAGCCCUGUAUGGCCUCACCAUCGACUACUCCUGCGUCCGGUGGAGCCUGCAGUGUUCAGGGCGGCGAGGAGCCUGCAUCUACUAUGACAACGAUGCCCUCCGGGACAGGUACCUGGGCCUGCAGCUGGGCUACAAGGUGCUGGGCACGCUGCUGCUCUUCCUGGUCAGCUGGCGGGUGAAGAGGAACAGAGAGUACAACGUGCAGGAGAAGGCCGCCGGCCUCAUCUGACCACAGCCGGCCGGCCCUGAGCCUGGCCGACCUCCGCACUGCCUUAUUUACUAGUGUUAACGCACCCUUUCUUUUGUGUUCUUUAAGUUAGAGAGAAAAACCCUGGUCACCAUUUGCCUUCCCUGUCUCUGCCUCCUGGAGGACCCCACUGUGCACCCUGGCUGAGAGCUGAGAGCCACUGUGCACCCUGGCUGGGUGAGCACAGAGCUGGCAGGCCCCAUGUGCCCAGGUUCCUCUCAGUGCUGGAUACCCACUGAGGCAGCCCUAUCUGCCCCUCGACAGGCCAGCCCGGGAGCAAAAGGCUACCUCCCCUCCUUUUCUUCCUUGUCAGGGCACCCAGCUCCCUCUCCAAUGCACACACCCUGCAGAGGGGCAGGGCAGAGGAGGAAAGGAGACAGAGCUGGGGGUGGGGGAGGCCUGGUGGUAGCCCCUUUGCGUCUGGGUUCAGAAUCAGCAUGGAACCCGUAGGAGGCAGGCUCCCUCCCCCGCCAGAUCCUCACUCCCAGCCAUCUUAGAAUCUGCUAUAGUGGGAGGUUGGAGCGCACUGAUUAACCACCUGCGGAGUCCAGACCGGAACCCUGCACCUCACUGCCCUUGGAUCUGGCUGUGUGUAGCUCCGUCUUCCUGGGGCACCUGUCAAUCUGAGAAAGCCACUGCCUGGUGAAGACCAGAGCGGGGCCCGUGGACCGGUCACCACGCCCAGCCUCCCAGCCUCACGAUGUGGGUCUGGUGGCUCCUCUCAUCUCAGAGUCACGGUGAGACCCUCCCCAUGUUCCCCUGGGAGGGAUGAGGUGGCUUCAUAUGGACUUCCGCCCGUAUACUGAGGAGUGAGGCGACACGGCUGAGAUGGGCCCUAGGACGAGCGACAGAGCCAUGCGGGUGUCGGCUGUCACCCACCGAGCAGUCCAGCGGGGCUGGCUUUCCAGGUUCCAAAGCACACAGGUGUCCAGCAACAUUUUCUCAGCCUCUUCUCCCUGCCCCCAGCGAGGUGGGCACCCUGUGCGCCUGGGGCAAGAGACCCCGCUGCUGUGUGACGGCAGUCAGAGGUGGGAGCCCACGAGAGAGACCUGUUGGCGAUAAAGACUCGAGGCCAUUCUAACACGCCCUUCUCCACAUGCCUUCAGCUCUUACCUCGCCUCCUCCACCCACACGAAGGCCUCCUCCCAGAACAAGGGACAGUGGGAGGAGGGGUGAGGCUCUCAGAACCCAGAGACUGGCAAACCUCCCCGCCCGCUGCCCCACCAGCCUGGCUCUGCACCUGCCCACCCUGCUCGCGGGAGCAGCCAGAUGUUGGCUCUUGAGCGCCACGCCUCCAGGCAGACCCUUCCAGAAGUAUCGUAGAAGCCACUCUGCAAAGGCCUCCUGUGGUGCUUCGCUGUGCGGGUCGCUGGCCAAGCUGUGAGACUGGAGCAAGUCCCCGUGGAAGCCUUCGGUGCAGACCUCACUCGGGCAGCGGGGUCCGGCGUAACCUCAGGGGCCGGGAUCGGCGAUGCUUCUGCUUCACAAACAUUUGCCUGCAGCUAGCCCUGGACUUUCUCACUGCAGUUUAACCAAAUCCUGAGGGCACUGCCUUCAGCUGAGCUGAACAGUGCACGCCAGCCAUCACCUGGAAGGCUGGCUGCGCGCUCGCCCCUCAGUCUGUUCUAUUAUUAUAAUGAUGUAAUAAUUAUAAUGUUGCUAUUGACAUAA